CUCUUGUACUGCUGUCAUUCACAGAAGAGAAUCGCUUACAUAAUUUGCUUGCAUCGUGUAAUUUAACCGAUAUAUACGGCUUAGUAUAAAUAGCAAGAAUAUACUCACUAUCGGAUAGCAUUGACAACUUCAAGCGUUGUUAUAUGAACAAAUAAUUUUGGAACACGUGACAUUGAUGAUUUUUACGUGUGCCUGUGAAAUUUAACUUUGGCCUCUGGAUUCUUCUUCUUCCUCUUUUGAUACACUUAGACGCGACUUCUUUUCCUAUGGAAACCACAACCAUUAGCAACGCCAGCUUUGUCGCCUUCGAGUCAAUUGGCAAAAUCUAUGUCUUUUGCUACGAGCAAUUGCGGCAUGUAAACGUUCCCGUUCCUCCACCCGAGUAUGUUCAGCAAAUGUUUUUCAACAUGGUUGGAACAGCUUACAAUUACGCGCCUCCAGCCUUACAACAAUUCUUCUCAACACUCGCACAGUUGCCCAUCCAAGCCAAUAUUGUGCCGGUCCUCUUGGCAUUGGCCGUUCUUUACGUUGCUUAUAGUGUCGUUGCAGCCUUGGUUCGCUCGGUGGUUCGGGUUGUGAUUGGGUUUAUCCGCUUCUCGUUGAUCGUCGCUGCGUUUGCAUCUGUACUCAUUCUGCUGCAACAAUACUACGAUAUUCCGUUUUUGCAGAACGUUAACGAAUACGUGCAACAGCACCAGCAUCAGGAUUAUCAACAGCAACAGCAACAGUUCACCUAUCAUGCUUAAGAAUUGUAAAGUGUAUAUUCGGGCCCCCCUCUUUUCUGCUUUCCUUUCCUGCUUUUAUCAGUAUUACUUGUAGUGCACACAUGUUGUCAAUUGUAUAUCUCCUUACUUAAAUGUCCCCAUUCCUUCUCUGCUUUUCACAUGAUGUUUUUACUUGUAUUCGAAUAACUCAUCAUCUAGCGAGCUCUCAUAUUCUAAUGACUUUUUUAUGUAAAAACACAUGUACCUAGAAAAGAACGAAAGCAUGCUGAAUCAAUACCAUCCUUGUCAUUGCCUUGUCUAUUAUACUGUAAAACUCUAC
This is a messenger RNA of Zychaea mexicana, 1044 nucleotides long. RefSeq lists its product as uncharacterized. NCBI's taxonomy places the organism in Eukaryota, Fungi, Mucoromycota, Mucoromycetes, Mucorales, Lichtheimiaceae. The record is from RefSeq and is a predicted model, not a curated record. The coding region runs from base 267 to 746 and encodes 159 amino acids. The transcript has a single exon.